CACAGGCUCCAACUGUCCAAAAACACAUUCAAGUUGAAAAAAAAACAAUGAAAAAGACAUCAAAGAAGUGAAAUAAAUAGUUCUGUGGCACGUUCAGAAGAUGUUGACCGAGGGAGUGUACACAGGCACCAUCACAAGACCUUGCUGGACAUUAAAUACUAUAAGUACUGCAGAUUUACCCCACUAGCAAGUUGCUCGUUGGUGGAGAAAUUGAAGGAGCUGGACUUGGUGUGGAUCACGCUGCCGCCUGCAUGAGAGCAGCAUCGGAUGAGUCGAUGUCUGAAGGAACUAUGAAGUUAAACAGCACUCAACCGACGAGAACCCGGUGUGAACACUUCCAUUGGUCAAGACAUUUAAGGCAAUAUGUAAAAAACUGUCUGGAGUUGGGAGAGACCGACAUCACUUGCCCAAAGUGCGGGCAGGUUUGGGCAUGGCAGGAGGUGCGGUCUCUUGGUUUGCUGACACAGAAGGACCGGAUUCUCUAUGAGAAGAAGCUUUCACAGAUGAUGAGUAGCAAUACUGACUCUUAUAAGAAGUGCCCGGGCUGCAAAUCUCUACUGCAGAGGCUGGACCUGAAAAACCUCUGCAUGGAGUGUCCAGUCUGCUCGGAGACCAAGGGGGAGACUUUCCAGUUCUGCUGGGCUUGCCUGAGGAAGUGGAAGGGAGGCUCGCCGCAAGGGGACAACUGCGCAGAUGAAUUUUGCCACGUUGUGGCCCUGCUCCAGUGCUGUGAGGAGAUCGUGAACCCCGCCCUGACAGUGAAUGGCUGCCCCUCCAUUCGGGCCUGCCCACAAUGCAAGGCCCUGGUAGCACACAGCGGCGGCUGCAAGUACGUCACCUGCAGAAACUGCGCCAACCGCUUCUGCUUCCGCUGCCUUGACAGCUUCAGUGCCUGCUACAACGCCCAGCCCAGCUGGUACCACCGGGCAAAGUGUAACAAGCCCAAGGCAGCAAGGCAGAUGUUUGCUUCAUAGUCAGGUGCAUCUCCCCUCCCCAUCCACUGAACCCUUCUCAGCACCCCCCUCACCACCGGCUCUUCCUUCCCAUGUCUCCUGUAACCUGAAGUCCUGCAGACCUCAUGGUGGGCAGUGGGGGCACCAUGAGCAGGUGAGGGUGGUGUGCUGGGGAGGGGAUUAACACUGAUGGGGGUGGGAGAGGGGUGAAGAGGUACUGGUGGAGGCUGGGACUUGGCUAGUGUGAGAUUGGACUGAUGGGUAACUGGUACGGUUGGGGUGAUGACCUGG
Molecule: messenger RNA, 1244 nt
Organism: Mobula hypostoma (lesser devil ray)
Lineage: Eukaryota; Metazoa; Chordata; Chondrichthyes; Myliobatiformes; Myliobatidae
Exons: 4
Coding region: 252-974 (240 amino acids)
Biological process (GO): protein polyubiquitination; ubiquitin-dependent protein catabolic process; positive regulation of proteasomal ubiquitin-dependent protein catabolic process
Cellular component (GO): cytoplasm; ubiquitin ligase complex
Molecular function (GO): zinc ion binding; ubiquitin conjugating enzyme binding; ubiquitin protein ligase activity
Source: RefSeq, a predicted model, not a curated record